GGAAAAAGGACUUUCCCUUUUGGAACGUUGAUUUCCCUUUGAUCUCCCCUUAGGCUUUGGAACGUUUGUUUCCCCUUUGAUCUCCCCUUAGGCGGGGAGGUAGAACGGAGGUUUGCACGUAUUUUUUUGGGGGGGGGGGGAAGGAGGAUAGGAUACCCCCACCCAUCCACCCCAUUCCAACGCAGGGCUAAGCCUACCCCUUUUAGAGGUGGAUCCCCGCCCAGCGAUUGGCUUUGCGAUCGGGAGGAGCUUGAGAUCCCUUUCCCAAAGCUCGACCGCUCGCGAGAGCGAGCCAAACCCGGGCGGGACCCCCCCGACACACUUCCAGUCGCUUCUCGGCGCUCGGCGCUUCUGAGCUCAUGGAGCUGCGAGCGAUCCUGACCUUGCGCGCCGCCCUGGCGCUGGCCGCCUUGGCGGCGGUGGGCGUCUCUGCGGGCAGCGAAGGCAAGCGGGAAAGCGUGGAUCCCGGGAAGCUCUUGGUCCUGACUGCUGCCACAGAGACAACAGAGGGCUACCGGCGCUUUCUACGAACCACAAAAUAUUUCAACUACACCGUCAAGACUUUAGGGCUCGGUGAAGAUUGGAAAGGAGGUGAUGUUGCCCGGACGGUCGGCGGAGGUCAGAAGGUCCGAUGGCUGAAGGCUGAAAUGAAGAAAUAUGCAAAUGAAGAGGAUCUUAUUGUCUUGUUUGUGGACAGCUAUGAUGUGAUCCUGGCUGGAAGUCCCAUUGAACUUCUUUGGAAGUUCCUGCAGUUUAAGAGCAACCUGGUCUUCUCAGCAGAAAUUUUCUGCUGGCCGGAGUGGUCCCUGGCUGAAAAGUACCCACCGGUCACCUUUGGAAAGCGCUUCUUAAACUCUGGAGGAUUUAUUGGCUAUGCUCCCGUGAUCAACCGCAUUGUCCAGCUGUGGAAGUACAAGGAUGAUGAUGACGACCAGCUGUUUUACACACGCGUUUACUUGGAUCCUGCCUUGCGUGAAAAAUACGGGAUCACCUUGGAUCACACGUCCAAAAUCUUCCAGAACCUGAAUGGGGCCAUUGAAGAGGUUGUGCUGAAAUUUGAGCAGACCCGGGUGCGAGCCCGAAAUGUUGCAUACGAUACCCUUCCUGUGGUUAUCCACGGCAAUGGACCGACCAAGUUACAGCUGAAUUAUUUGGGGAAUUACAUCCCCAACGCCUGGACGUACGAGGGGGGCUGCGAAGUGUGCGAUGAUGACCUCCUGGAUCUGUCGGACAUACCAGAAGAGUCCUAUCCACGAGUUCUGCUGGGUGUCUUUAUUGAAAAGCCUAUACCGUUCCUGCCUCAGUUUCUUCAGCGUCUUCUGACUUUGGACUACCCUUAUUCUCACCUCAGCCUCUUCAUUCACAACCACGAGGUGUAUCACGAGCCCCAUAUCCAAACUGAAUGGGAUCAACUUCGCAAGGCCUUUGACACCAUCAAACUAAUAGGGCCGGAAGAAGAUCUGAGUGAGGGGGAAGCCCGAGAUAUGGCUAUGGACCUGUGUCGACAGGAUGCCACCUGCGACUAUUACUUCAGCCUCGAUGCUGACGUGGUGGUGACAAAUCCCGAAAUCCUGCAAAUACUUAUGCAGGAGAACAAGUAUGUGAUUGCUCCAAUGGUAUCUCGAUAUGGCAAGCUUUGGUCCAACUUUUGGGGUGCCCUGAGCCCCGAUGAAUAUUACGCCCGCUCAGAGGACUACGUGGAAUUGGUGCAAGGCAAGAGAAUUGGGGUGUGGAACGUGCCCUAUAUCUCUCAGGCCUACCUGUUGAAAGGGGAGAUCUUAAGGCAGGAGUUGCCCCAACGCAAUAUUUUCACCUUGGAGGACACGGAUCCGGACAUGGCCUUUUGUAAAAGUGUGCGGGAGAAGGGCAUCUUUCUCCAUAUUAGUAACCGGGAUGAUUUUGGACGCCUCCUUUCCACCACGAGAUACAACAUCUCCCGCCUACAUCCUGAACUCUGGCAGAUUUCUGAAAAUCCUUUGGACUGGCAGGAGAAAUAUAUCCACGAGAACUACUCGCGCGUUCUUGAGGGAGAAUUUUUUGAACAGCCUUGCCCUGAUGUUUACUGGUUUCCAGUGUUCACUGAUCAGAUGUGCGACGAUCUGGUGGAAGAGGCGGAACACUUUGGCCGGUGGUCUGGAGGAAAACAUGAGGACACUCGGCUGGUUGGCGGCUACGAGAACGUCCCCACCGUUGACAUUCACAUGAACCAAAUCGGCUUUGAGAAGGAGUGGCUGCAGUUCUUGCAGGACUACAUUGCACCGGUCACAGAAAAGUUCUAUCCAGGCUACCACACCAAGGCUCGCGCAAUCAUGAACUUCAUGGUCCGAUACCGUCCGGACGAGCAGCCUUCUCUUCGCCCCCAUCAUGAUUCUUCCACUUUCACCAUCAAUGUUGCUCUUAACCACAAAGGGAUAGAUUACAAGGGAGGCGGAUGCCGAUUUAUCCGCUACAAUUGCAAAGUGGAAUCUCCCCGCAAGGGCUGGAGCCUGAUCCACCCAGGACGUCUCACCCACUACCACGAAGGUCUGCCCACCACUUGGGGCACUCGCUACAUCAUGGUUUCCUUUGUGGACCCCUAACGCUGGCAUCCCCUGGCUCGCUCCCCCUCCUCCGGCCCAUGGAUUGAGGACCCCAUGGCGGCCAGUGCACGAGGAGAGGUGCAGAAAAGAGGGGACUGUCUCUCUCUCUCUCUCCAGCUUCGUUGCCACUAAGUGCCUUCAAAACCAGAGAAAGGGACAACUGGUUUCCAAGCGCAAAUGGACUCGUUUUAUAGCUCAGCCCUUCAUCGUCGAUCACCACUAGCAUCAAAAGCCAUUGUUGCCUUCCUUCCCUCGUCUCCCAUUAUACCCAAGAUUGGAGAAACAGAGGUCAUUCCACUCUUCAGCCAGUUGUUACUUGAUCCGGAUCUGCUUCAAGUCCUGUCCCUGUGGCUCCGCCCUGAAAGAAUUCUUACCACGCUAAAGAGGACGAGCAUUGUUGAGCUAAGCCUCUGCAUGGGAUGAAUUUGAGGUUGUUCAGUUGCUACACCACUUUCAACUUUGUGACCUCGUUGACCAUAGCCCGCUACGCCCCACCCUCCAUGUCCUCCAGUGUCUUCUGGACACUUUUGUCCAAAUUCUUGUUCAUUGCAUUGAUGACAUUAUCUAAUCAUUCAAUGAGCCGCGGUGGCGCAGUGGUUAGAGGGCAGUACUGCAGGCUACUUCUGCUGACUGCCGGCUGCCUGCAAUUUGGCAGUUCAAAUUUUACCAGUUGACUCAGCCUUCCAUCCUUUCCGAGGUGGGUAAGAUGAGGACCCAAAAUUGUCGGGGGCAAUGUGCUGACUCUGUAAAACCGCUUAGAGAGAGGCUGUAAAGCACUAUAAAGCGGUAUAUAAGUCUUAAGUGCUAUUGCUAUUUCAUACUCUGCCUUUCCCAACAUCAAGGUCUUUUUCACAGAGUCCUUCUCAUUUGGCGGCCAAAGUAUUUGAGCUUCAGAGUUAACAAGAGUUGGAAGGGACUUUGGAGGUUUUCUAAUCCAACCCCCUACUCAAGCAGGAAACCCUACUCCAUUUCAGACAAAAUGAUUGUUCAAUCCCUUGUUAAAAAGAGAAGAGCUACAGCUUCACUAUCUGGCUUUCCAAACAACAAUCAGGGUUGAUUUUCUUUAGAAUUUACGGACCGGAUCUCCUUGCAGUCUUCUCCAGCAGAUGGAUACAAAACCUGAAUACUUCCCUGUCGGGGAAUUCCAGAAUUCCAUCUCUUCCGCUCCCGAUUUUCUACCAAACCCCUCUUUGGGCUACAAUCUGCCCAAGGAUCUCUCCGAAUCUAAUUUUGGAAGAGUAGGAGGGGGUGGGGGCUCAAGAUCCGGUUGCUGGUGAAACCAUAAGGGUGCGUCAACCCAACUCCCAUGCAUGGAGAGGAUCGGGACGGGGCUGGAAGUGGUGUCCUGGGAGGCUUCUUUCUUGGUUUACAAAAAGCAACUCCAGGAAGUCCGAGGAAUGAAGAUAGAAGACAACGGACAGAUGUAAUUGGUUUUUCUUCACUCCUGAUGCUGGGGAGAGAGAGAGAGACAAGUCUUUUCUAUAGGCAUGCCUCUCGGUUUAGUUGGGCUGGAAAGAGGGAUGGAGGAGGACAUGGGAGGCUAACUACAGUUACAAAUCAGCCCCACCCCAAAAAACGCUCUCAAUGCAUUUUCAAAUUCCUAGGAAUGUUAAGCACUGUAAUGGGAGCAGAGACAUUACUCACAUCUUAUUUUUCAAUGCUGGACACAAUCCCAGGGCUAAAAGUCUUUCCGUCAUCACGCUCCACAAAGGAUGACUUGUAUCUAUUCGAUAGCUAAGAGACCCUCGUCUGAGAUGGCUUCAUUCCAUUCCUCGAGAUUUGAAGCUCUCUUGUGGGAGCUCGCAGCUUUGCGUAGCCUCUCGCAACACUGUACGCCGUGGGCUGUCGGGUCCGUGCGGACGGAGGGGGCGGCAGUGUGCUAGCCGUGUCCCCAUACGAAGCGUGCUUUAAAUUAUUUCCUGUCGGACAGCAGCACACUAAAUAAAGCUCUGUUUUAAAAGA
Messenger RNA from Pantherophis guttatus, 4541 nucleotides. RefSeq names its product procollagen-lysine,2-oxoglutarate 5-dioxygenase 3 (gene PLOD3). The record is from RefSeq and is a predicted model, not a curated record. Gene Ontology annotation, molecular function: L-ascorbic acid binding; procollagen glucosyltransferase activity; procollagen-lysine 5-dioxygenase activity. Gene Ontology annotation, cellular component: endoplasmic reticulum. Gene Ontology annotation, biological process: peptidyl-lysine hydroxylation. Lineage: Eukaryota; Metazoa; Chordata; Lepidosauria; Squamata; Colubridae.